UUAUUAAAUUUACAAGUACUCAUAUUUACAUUAUUCGAAAAUCAUACCUAAUUUGGUAUAUGACGGCUUUUAAAAUCUCGCAGGAACUUGCAUUCACAUCUGCGCCUAAACUUGCAUCCAAAUCUAAGGACAGCAUAAGCAAAUUUAAAGAAUCCAGGGAGGGCGAUAUACCUGAAUACGAAAAAAGCGAGAUUAAACCCAAAGAGACCAAAGACAUUACUAUUAUAAACUCUACACUUGACAAGGAAGAAGUGCCCAAGAAAAAGGUGUCCACAAGACGUAAAUCGUCGACUAAAUCAACGGAAGGAUCCGAGGACCAAGAACCAGUAUUGAAACCAAAGAAGAAAAAACCUAAAUCCGCGGAUGAAUCUAAGGUAUACAAUUAUAUGUUAAUAAUAUAUUAUCACAAUUAUAAACAUACAAAAGAUGAAUGUUAUAUCUCCGUAUAGAAAA
Messenger RNA from Acromyrmex echinatior (Panamanian leafcutter ant), 453 nucleotides. It is a transcript of the gene bent, whose product is annotated as projectin protein bent. NCBI's taxonomy places the organism in Eukaryota, Metazoa, Arthropoda, Insecta, Hymenoptera, Formicidae. Gene Ontology annotation, biological process: sarcomere organization; cardiac muscle tissue development; protein phosphorylation. The record is from RefSeq and is a predicted model, not a curated record. Gene Ontology annotation, molecular function: protein binding; ATP binding; structural constituent of muscle. Gene Ontology annotation, cellular component: M band.